This is a messenger RNA of Spodoptera littoralis (African cotton leafworm), 1968 nucleotides long. NCBI's taxonomy places the organism in Eukaryota, Metazoa, Arthropoda, Insecta, Lepidoptera, Noctuidae. The record is from the annotation of a GenBank genome assembly.
AUGUCUUUAAUGAAAAAAACUAGAAAUGAUGCUAUUAAAGCUGCGGUCACUUCCUACUUAGAACGUCGGAAUUAUCCCGACAUAGACGUGUUUAGCAAUAAUAAUAAUCUAAGCAGAAGUGCUGAACAAAUGGCUGUGGCAACUAUAGUUCAGUGUGAAUCAAGUCGCGCCAAUUCUAUCUUAUUUUCUUGCAUCAACAAUGAUUCCGGGCAAUACGACUCGCAAUAUACUAGAUUGGUCAAUUUCAUUAAAGAAAUAAAGCAAGAAAAGGUAAAAAAUGAGUUACUAGGUUUAUUAUGUCCAUUACUUUGUCAUUUAUACCUUGAAAUGCUCAGAGGAGGUCAUGGAGGUCCUGCACAAAUGUUUUUAAAGAGACAUUCUGCCACAUUACCGCAAAAGGAUCUAUCUUACCACCAACCUAUUGAUGGGAAUCUGCCAUCAGCAUUGUACAGACCUAAUAGCUUGGAACAGCUAUUUAAUUCCUUACAAAAUGGUACUAUUGACAAUGAGACUCCAGAAAAAGAUUAUAUGAAUCAAAUACUAGAUGACAUUGGAUCAAUUUAUACACUCCAAGAAGUUGAAACAAGACCUUCUAUUGCUGCUUUCAGAUCAUGUAAAUAUGACAUCAGUCUUUCUCAAGAUGCCUUUAAUAUGUUGAAAGCAUAUUUAGCCAAACAUGGCCAUGUGCUCCUAAUACAAGUUUUACAGACAUGGUUUCAUAUUGAUAUCAACAACGAUCCUAAUAAAAAGAGUGCAGAGGAUGAUGAAGAAGAGAUGGAUGAAGAAAUCAAUAUUAUGAGAAAUAACAAUUCAGAUGAAAAGAAUAUGGACACCAAUGAUUUAUUUUCUGAAUGCAAUGGUCAUGCAGAAUAUCUAAGUAUAGACAAGGAGUUAAUGGAACUUCAAGAAGCAAUUAAAGGGGUCAGAGAAUCCACAGCUCCCCUAAAAUUGUACAAAAUUGCUGCUCCUGAUACAAAUUUGAUAUGUGCCAAAACAGACCAAUACUGCAAUAUACUAUGUGGAGGCUUUACUAAUUCAGAGAUAAGGUUGUGGGACCUUGGACAAAACAAUAUCAACAGACGAGUCAAUCGAAAUAUUUCUGAAGUAGAGUUAGCUUGUAAUGUGCCACAUGAACUGGUUCCUGACUCCAAUACAUUACAAAUUGGUGUUGGAGUACCAUUGAGAGGACAUUCGGGACCAGUGCAUGCUGUUACAGUGCUGCCACAGGAAGACUUAGUUGUAUCAGCUUCACAUGACAAUACUAUACGAAGUUGGAGACUCACUGAUUAUUCCUGUGCAGCAAUUUACAGAGGUCACAAUUAUCCAAUAUGGUGCAUGGAUGUUUCUAAAAGUGGCCUAUUUGUCACAGGAUCUCAUGAUAGGACUGCUAAAUUAUGGUCUCUUGAAAGGACUUUUCCAAUAAGGAUAUUUGUUGGCCAUAUGUCUGAUGUCACUUGUGUUAAAUUCCACCCAAAUGAAGCAUAUAUAGCCACAGGAGGUGCUGAUCGUACUGUGCGAUUAUGGAUGGUGUCUGAUGCUCGUCUAGUACGAAUCUUAUGUGGUCACCGUGGUCCAGUCCGAACACUCGCUUUCUCACCUUCGGGAGCUCAUUUAGCUAGUGCCGGUGAUGACAAGAAAAUUAAAGUUUGGGACUUAGCCGCAUGUACCUGUAUUCAUGAGUAUAGAGGGCACCAUGGAAAAGUCACUGCAUUGGACUGGUCAGCUAUUGGGAAAGCAAGCUUGACAAACAGGGUCCUCCCAGAUCCAAGUGACCCAUUAGUUGACAAUUCUUUACUAUGUUCUGCUGGCAUGGAUGGAAUUGUCAAAAUUAUGUCAGAUUGUAAUUCUAAGAAUAAACAAGCAUCAGGACUAGAUGUGCAGUCCUCCACCUACAACACAAAAUGUUCCUACUUAGUUGAUGUGCAAGUACAUCCAGAUUGGGUUGUGGCCAUUGGAACUAAAAGAUAA